CAACCAACUCUUCUUCAAAAGUCAAAAUAACAGUAAUCUCUUCACCUGGGACACACGGCAGACGAUCACUUUAAUCAGACAUGAAGAUACUCGUCACCGGCGCCUCCGGUUACUUAGGCGGAAGAUUAUGCCACGCGCUACUGAAGCAAGGCCACUCCGUCCGCGCCCUCGUCCGCCCCACCAGCGACCUCUCCUCCCUUCCUCCACCGUCAUCCACCGGUAACGCUUCCCUCGAGCUUGUCUACGGCGACGUCACUGACUACGAAUCCCUCCUCUCCGCCUUCUCCAACUGCGACGUCGUUUUCCACGCCGCCGCCGUCGUGGAGCCCUGGCUUCCCGACCCCUCCAAAUUCUUCUCCGUCAACGUCGGGGGAAUGAAGAACGUGCUGCGAGCGGUCCGGGAGACGAAGACCGUACAGAAAAUCAUCUACACGUCGUCGUUUUUCGCGCUCGGAUCAACCGACGGCGGCGUCGCUGACGAGACGCAGGUCCAUCACGAGAAGUUCUUCUGCACGGAGUACGAGAGAUCGAAAGCCGCCGCCGAUAAAAUUGCGCUGCGAGCCGCGCAGCAAGAGGAGCUGCCGUUGGUGCUGCUUUAUCCCGGAGUCAUCUACGGCCCCGGAAAACUCACAGCCGGCAACGUCGUCGCUCGGUUGAUCGUCGAGCGGUUCAACGGCCGGUUGCCGGGGUACAUUGGCUCCGGGAACGACAGGUAUUCGUUUAGCCAUGUGGACGACGUCGUAGAGGGCCAUAUCAGAGCAAUGGCAAAAGGUCGAACAGGUGAGAGGUAUCUGCUGACAGGCGAAAACGCAUCGUUUAAGCACGUUUUCGAUGUGGCGGCCGUGAUCACACAAACCGGUAGGCCGAAAUUUGGGAUCCCAUUGUGGCUGAUCGAGGUGUACGGAUGGGCGUCUGUUCUUUUCUCUCGGGUUACAGGGAAGCUUCCCCUGAUUAGUCCUCCGACUGUUUAUGUUCUGAGGCAUCAGUGGGCGUAUUCGUGCGAGAAGGCGAAGGCCGAGCUGGGUUACAGUCCUAGGGGAUUGAAAGAAGGAUUGGGGGAGGUGUUGCCAUGGCUCAAUAGCUUGGGUUUGAUCAAAUACUAAUCCUAUAAACUUUAUGUUGUUAACUAGUGAAAUUUUCCGGUAGAACAGAAUGUGGUGCUAUGCAACAAUGUGUUGAUAUCAAGUUGGUGUUUUUGAUUUGUGUGUUAACUUUUCUUCUAAUCCAUACACAAGCAGAAAUGGUGAACCUUA
Molecule: messenger RNA, 1253 nt
Organism: Malus domestica (apple)
Lineage: Eukaryota; Viridiplantae; Streptophyta; Magnoliopsida; Rosales; Rosaceae
Source: RefSeq, a predicted model, not a curated record